Tachysurus vachellii is the source of this 2455-nucleotide messenger RNA. It is a transcript of the gene inpp5ka, whose product is annotated as inositol polyphosphate-5-phosphatase Ka. NCBI's taxonomy places the organism in Eukaryota, Metazoa, Chordata, Actinopteri, Siluriformes, Bagridae. Gene Ontology annotation, biological process: negative regulation of phosphatidylinositol 3-kinase/protein kinase B signal transduction; negative regulation of insulin receptor signaling pathway; negative regulation of peptidyl-serine phosphorylation. Gene Ontology annotation, cellular component: endoplasmic reticulum; ruffle; plasma membrane. The transcript is spliced from 14 exons. Gene Ontology annotation, molecular function: inositol bisphosphate phosphatase activity; phosphatidylinositol-3,4,5-trisphosphate 5-phosphatase activity; phosphatidylinositol-4,5-bisphosphate 5-phosphatase activity. The record is from RefSeq and is a predicted model, not a curated record. The coding region runs from base 131 to 1597 and encodes 488 amino acids.
GUCCGGCUGUAAACAGUGAGGAAGUGGGCGGUUAAAAUAGUUUACUACGAUCCUGAACCAGUACAGUAAAGAUCCCUGCAGGCUGUAGAGAGACUGGAGAAGGAUUUAUUCUGUACUUCAUGGUGAUGUGAUGGAGCAGGAAACGUUAACAUCGCUGAACUCUCUGUGUCUGGAGCACAAGAAGCAUAAUAUUGACACUUUCAGGCUUUUCAUGGUCACAUGGAACGUGGCUAUAGCAGAGCCUCCUGAUGACAUCACGUCUCUCCUGCAGCUCAGUUCCCAGAAGAAAGCAGACCUCUAUGUAAUCGGGCUACAGGAAGUGAGAGCAGCACCUCUGAAGUUCGUCACAGAUCUAGCUUUUGGAGAUUCCUGGAGUUGCCUCUUUAUGAAUACGUUGACUCCUCUGGGUUAUAUUAAAGUGUCCUCGGUGAGGAUGCAGGGUCUGCUGCUGCUGUUCUUUUCUAAGUUAGAGCACGUCCCGUUUAUCAGAGACAUCCGGACCACAUACACUCGCACUGGGAUGUACGGAUACUGGGGAAAUAAAGGUGGCGUAAGCAUCCGUUUCUCUUUGUACGGCCAUUCGCUCUGCUUCCUCAACUGUCACCUGGCAGCGCACAUCCAUAACGCCUCAGAAAGAGUGGAGGAGUUUGAGCACAUCUUCAACUCCCAGACCUUUGAUGGCAAAGAAAGUCUGUCUAUUUUAGACCACAAGCUCGUCUUCUGGUUCGGAGACUUGAAUUUUCGUAUCGAAGACCACGGGAUGCACUUUAUCCGCAACUGCAUCAACAGCAAGAAUUUCAACCUUCUGUGGUCUAAAGACCAGCUGACUAUGAUGAAAAAGAAGAUUCCCAGACUGCAGCAGUUCGAAGAAGGACCUCUCAAUUUUCAGCCUACCUACAAAUUUGACUUGAAUUCCGAUAAAUACGACUCCAGGAUACAGACGGCUUGGUUCGGUCUUAUUGGGAAAAAGCGGAAGCCUGCAUGGUGCGACCGGAUCCUGUGGUGGAUGAACUCCAAACCUCGACUUGAGAAUGCAGAUACAAAGCAUAAUGAUGCAGAUGAUGAGCAGAAGCAGCUCGAGGAGCCGUUGGAUGAAUUUCCUCUCAGAGUCGUGCAGGACACUUACACCAGCAACAUGGAGUACAGCAUCAGUGACCAUAAACCCGUCAUUGGCAUUUUCACACUGGAGCUGAGGAAGCUGUACGAGACUCCACUAGUGCAUGUGUGUGCUGAGGGCAAAUGGAGUGCAGACAUGGACGCUGUGGUGACUUAUAGUCCUCUGGAGCAGUUUCCUUCAAGUGCUUGGGACUGGAUUGGCCUUUAUAAGGUUGGCUUCCGCAGCCUUUCUGACUACAUCACCUACACCUGGGUAAAAGAUGACCAGGUGGCCUUGAAUAAUGAGCUCAUCCAGGUUUAUGUAAGCAAAGAAGAGAUCCCGGUUGUAGGCGGCGAAUGUGUCCUAUGCUACUACAGUAGUAACCUGCAGUGCAUUGUGGGUAUCAGUGAACCUUUUCAAGUUCAUGAGUCACAAGCAGCGAUCGAAGAAGGUUUUUUACUUGAGAACGUUAACAGGUUCGACCAGGUUUUGUCCAGUUAGGACUACACGAAGAAGCCGGUCGAUGCCGAUCAGCAUCGGAUGCUCUUUUUCCGUCAACAUAAAAACCUGAAGAAUUUAUUACACAAGUGCAAUUUUAUCCGAAUACAAAACCUUUUAAAUGCAUCCUAAGCUUUCUCCAUUCUCCUUUGCCCUUUUUGUGUCUUAAUUUUUUACUGCUAGUGUUGCAUUUUCUCACCACUUAUAUUCAUCAGGCCUUUAAUUUAAUUAUUUUAACUGUACAAUUUCAUUAACGCUUGCUCAGAGAGACUGGAAAAAAAAAUAAUUUAAUUUAGAAACAUUCUAAAGCAAAUUAUAAUUUAUCAAGCUUUAAGGUCAGUGUAAGAUUUUAAGGUUUUUUUUUUAUUUCCUUUUUUUUCCAGCUUCUUUAUUCAUGUACUGUAAUGUACUGUAAUCACUGUGUUAUUUUAUAGUUCGUCACGUUUUAUUUAAAUCUGUUACAAAAGAAGUACGUAAUGUUGAAAACUAUCACUUUGCACUGGUUCCUAUGACUCAACACGUGUAGUUUGUACAACACAUAAUACUGUGUUAAAUGCCAUUAUUAGAUGAAUUACAGUCUGAAUUAUUUUACUUGUAUUUCUUUUUAUUUCUGUGUGUAUUAAGCUGAUUUGUCAAACCAGACGUGUCUCACGUUAUUUUAAAGAUGUUUCGUUUAAACAUAGUGUGAAGGAUUAUUUCAAUAUAUGAGGUAACUGAUUUGUUUUUUGGCACAACUGUAUAAUUUGUACUGUAAAAAAUAUAGAAAUGAUAACUUUUUAUAUAUAUAUCAGAAUGCAUAGAUACAUGCUGAACACGUGAUUAUUAUUAAUAUUUUUUUUUUAUUUUAUCCACAAUUUAAUU